Molecule: messenger RNA, 210 nt
Organism: Bacidia gigantensis
Lineage: Eukaryota; Fungi; Ascomycota; Lecanoromycetes; Lecanorales; Ramalinaceae
Exons: 2
Coding region: 1-210 (69 amino acids)
Source: RefSeq, a predicted model, not a curated record
AUGGCAGUGGAGGUCUUGAAAUCGAAAGGGGUUCCAGAGGAUCGGAUAUUCUUUUUGAAUGUUAUUGCGAGCCCCGAAGGUAUCUCACGUUUCGCGCAGCACUUUCCUAGAUUGCGAGUUGUCACAUCUUUUGUUGACCAGGGUUUGAACGGUAAGAAAUACAUAGUGCCCGGAUUAGGCGAUUUUGGAGACCGCUUUUACACGCUCUGA